AUGAUUCCAACUGGAACUACAAAUAGUAGUAAAUAUUCAAUGUUCAAGAAUAUAUUCAUAUCCGAGAGUAAUCUUACAGAUACAUUUAAAGAAAAUGAAGAAGAUGAAGAUGAUAAUGAAGAUGAAGAUGAUAAUGAAGAUGAAGAUGAAGAAGAUGAAGAUGAGGAAUCAUUUUAUAUUUAUUGUAAUAUAGUUAAAUAUAUACCCUUACAAUAUUGGUAUAUAGAGAGAAAGAGAAAGAGAGAUAGAAGAGAAAAGAUGGAGAUAAUUGACAAUGCAAUUAAAGAGUUGUCUGUACUCUUUGAAAAGAUCAGUAAUCCUUUAGAUGACAAUCAUUGGUACUUGUCAUCUCAAACGCAUGCAAAGGACUUUGUUUAUAUUAAUUUAAUCUGCGGUUUUGCAAUGUUAUUCGGAUACAUCAUCUCACCAAAGAUCAACGCACGACCGGGUAACAACCCAAAUACGAUUCUGGCAACACUAUGCGCAAGCAUUUUGAUCAUAAAUGUAAUUGCCAACGUCAUUUUCAAGAUUAUGAAGGGUCCCAUCUAUCUUGCAUUUAUGUUACAACCAUGUCACAUUGUCAGCUCAAUCUAUGCCUAUUUAUUAUUGACUCCAAAUAUUCGUCGAGGUUCCAUUAUUCAUCAUAUCACAAUCUAUUAUAUUGUAGUAACUGGAGCAGCAUUAGCUUUUCCAGAUACAACUGAUUUGAUCCGACCUUAUGAAAAGGAGAAUUUCUUUGUCCAACAUUGGGCAUUGGUGGCGGCACCCCUUAUUCUCCAGACUUUUAGAUUCCCAGCGCAGUUUGGAUUUGGGUAUGCGUUAAUGUCUGCUGGCAUAUUGUUUAUCUCUCACUUUUCCUUGUUCAAGGUGGUCAGCUUGAUCACCGGUGUCAACAUCAACUAUAUGUUGUCGCCACCACCCGUGCCAUUCGACAUGGAGAAACUGAUCAUCGAGUACACCUAUGGAUACGCCGGACGCGACCACUACCGAACCGUAUGUGGUAUCCUCGUCGUAUUGGUGUCAUGGGUACUCGGACUAUUGACAAUCGUGGUUGGAAACAUCCUUGCUUACAUUUUGCCAUCCAAAACCUAUGCACCUUCAAACACCAAUAAUAAUAGAGGUAAAAAUAAAAAGAAAAUGAAUUAA
Messenger RNA from Cavenderia fasciculata, 1146 nucleotides. RefSeq lists its product as uncharacterized. NCBI's taxonomy places the organism in Eukaryota, Evosea, Eumycetozoa, Acytosteliales, Cavenderiaceae. The transcript has 4 exons. Bases 1 to 1146 code for a protein of 381 amino acids. The record is from RefSeq and is a predicted model, not a curated record.